CAUGGAGCAGAGUCACUACCAAAAGGAAUAGCGGCCAUCACUUCUGACUUGGAAAUGCGACCAUUGUGGGGUCCCCGUAAUAGGAAGUCAGUGAGAAAUUUACUGGCCAUGGCAGUUGGUAUAAAGCAGAAAGAAAACGUUAAUAAUAUAGUAAAGAAGUUUAUAGCAAGCAAGGACUUUGCGGUAAUGCUUUUCCACUAUGAUGGGAUUGUUGAUCAAUGGAGGGAUCUGGAUUGGUGUGAUCAAGCCAUUCAUGUCUCUGCUGUCAAUCAAACUAAAUGGUGGUUCGCCAAGCGAUUCUUACACCCAGAUAUCCUAUUUGACUAUUCAUACAUCUUCUUGUGGGAUGAAGACCUCGGAGUUGAACACUUUGAUGUCCAAAAAUAUUUAUCCAUAGUCAAAGAAGAAGGGCUUGAGAUAUCACAGCCAGCACUGGAUCCUGAUGUCUCAGAGGUGCACCAUGAUCUCACAGCAAGGGACAGCAAGUCAAUUGUUCACAGGAAAAUCCACAAGACUCUAAGAGGCGGAAGGAAAUGUGAUGAAAACAGCACAGGUCCACCAUGCACAGGGUUUGUGGAGAUGAUGGCUCCUGUGUUCUCAAAGGAUUCUUGGCGCUGUGUAUGGCAUAUGAUUCAGAAUGAUCUAGUUCAUGCAUGGGGCUUGGACUUUCAGCUAGGUUAUUGUUCCCAGGGUGAUAGGACUAAAAAUAUUGGUAUAGUUGAUUCUGAAUAUCUACUUCACUAUGGCAUACCAACACUUGGGGGCUCCCCAGCAAACAAGACAUCUGCCACAACACAUGGUCAAGAUGAUGAAAAUGCAACAGUGUUGAAUGAAAAAAUGGAGAAAACGCCAUCUAAUCAAGUUGAUGCUAGAUCUGAGGUAAGAAAGCAAUCCUACGUUGAACUUGAGAUGUUCAAGAGCAGAUGGAAAAAGGCAGUCGCGGAAGACUCUUGCUGGACUGACCCUUUCCAACAGCCACCGAUACACAAGAACUAA
This is a messenger RNA of Neltuma alba, 996 nucleotides long. RefSeq lists its product as uncharacterized. Bases 55 to 996 code for a protein of 313 amino acids. NCBI's taxonomy places the organism in Eukaryota, Viridiplantae, Streptophyta, Magnoliopsida, Fabales, Fabaceae. The transcript has 12 exons. The record is from RefSeq and is a predicted model, not a curated record.